This is a messenger RNA of Aquila chrysaetos chrysaetos, 5165 nucleotides long. It is a transcript of the gene ATG13, whose product is annotated as autophagy related 13. The transcript has 19 exons. Bases 497 to 2146 code for a protein of 549 amino acids. Gene Ontology annotation, cellular component: Atg1/ULK1 kinase complex; cytosol; extrinsic component of membrane. Gene Ontology annotation, biological process: piecemeal microautophagy of the nucleus; protein localization to phagophore assembly site; autophagosome assembly. The record is from RefSeq and is a predicted model, not a curated record. NCBI's taxonomy places the organism in Eukaryota, Metazoa, Chordata, Aves, Accipitriformes, Accipitridae.
CAAACAGCGGCGGCGAUGGCGGCGGCGCGGCGCAGGCCGCUGCUCUGAGAGGGCACCGGCAGCCCGACCCCGCACCCCCGCGGGCGCUGACACCCGCGACGAGCCGCCGCGGAGCCGGCCGGCUGCGAGAUUCCCCCCCCCCGCCCCCGGCCUCGGGCGCCGGGACCCCGGGGACCGAGGAGAAGGAGGGGCGCCGACCGGAGCCCUUAGGGCGGCCCCUGGGGCUUGGAGACGGCGGCGUUAGCGGGCCCGGGGCCGCGGGGACCCCCCCGUGCCCGGGCGGGGCGCUGAGGAGACGCCGGGGCACGGCGGGGGAGCGGGGCGGCGGGCCCCCCUCGGGCAGCCGGGCCUCGGCGCGGGAUGAGCCGCCGAGCCGCCAGCACUGCCGCCCCCGCGCAGGGCGAGCUGCGGCUCUUGGGGCACCACCAGAGUCAUUCCCAUCGAUUUGGUGGGAGCAGGGACACCUUCCGUGUCAGUGAACAGGUUGCCAUAUGCAAUGGACACUGAUCUCAGUUCCCAAGACAGGAAGGACCUGGACAAGUUCAUCAAAUUUUUUGCUUUAAAGACGGUACAAGUAAUUGUCCAGGCCCGACUUGGAGAGAAAAUCUGUACCCGAUCGUCAUCCUCCCCAACAGGCUCUGACUGGUUCAAUUUGGCAAUCAAGGAUAUACCAGAGGUUACUCAUGAAGCAAAGAAAGCCCUGGCAGGACAACUGCCUGCUGUUGGACGGUCUAUGUGUGUGGAGAUUUCUCUCAAAACCUCAGAGGGGGACUCCAUGGAGCUGGAAAUCUGGUGUCUAGAAAUGAAUGAAAAGUGUGACAAAGAAAUCAAAGUUUCAUACACCGUAUACAACAGGCUGUCUCUACUGCUGAAGUCUUUGCUUGCUAUAACCAGGGUAACUCCAGCCUACAGACUUUCAAGGAAACAAGGCCAUGAAUAUGUAAUAUUGUACAGGAUAUAUUUUGGUGAAGUCCAACUGAGUGGCUUGGGAGAAGGUUUCCAGACAGUCCGCGUUGGGACUGUGGGUACCCCAGUGGGCACCAUCACUUUGUCUUGUGCCUACAGAAUCAACCUCGCUUUCAUGUCAACCAGGCAGUUUGAGAGGACCCCUCCUAUCAUGGGGAUUAUCAUUGAUCACUUUGUGGACCGUCCUUAUCCCAGCUCUUCACCCAUGCAUCCCUGCAAUUACAGAGCUGGUGAGGACAAUGGUGCAGUAUACCCCUCAGUAGAAGAUUCCCAAGAAGUGUGUACCACAUCUUUUUCCACCUCUCCUCCAUCUCAGUGUGUUUUUACUGUCACAAAGGCACAUUUUCAGACCCCUCCUCCUGUGGUGACGGACACCUUGAAGGUCCCAGUGAUGGGACUGGCCUUUUCACAUCAACUUUCCAGCUCUCGUCUUUCCUAUCAGCCUGCUGCCCUGGGAGUUGGAUCAGCUGACAUGGGGUUUCCUGUACUCUUUGCUGGUGGCUUGAAUGCUGCACACCCUCACCAGUUGAUUGGUCCAGGCAAAGAGGGGGGAGUUCCCCCAAUUCCUAGCCAGCCUGCACAUGGCACUCAAGCUGACCAAGAGAGGAUGUGCACCCCACUGGAUGGAGUCCACUACUCAGCAGCUACUCCUUCUAGUAGCGAGGACACAGAAACAGUAUCAAACAGCAGUGAAGGGAAGUGUGGCUCCCCACAUGACCUUUUGGAGACCAUCUUUAUCCGGAAGGUGGGAGCUUUUGUCAACAAACCCAUUAACCAGGUGACCAUGGCCAACUUAGACAUUCCUUUUGCCAUGUUUGCUCCCAAGAAUGUUGAGCUGGAAGAUAACGACCCCAUGGUCAAUCCUCCUGACUCCCCAGAAACUGAAUCUCCUCUACAAGGCAGCUUACACUCAGAGGGCUCCAGUGGCAGCAGCACAGGGAACACCCAUGACGACUUCGUUAUGAUUGACUUUAAACCAGCAUUUUCAAAAGAUGACAUUCUUCCAAUGGACCUGGGGACAUUUUACCGUGAGUUUCAGAAUCCCCCUCAACUCAGCAGCCUCUCCAUUGACAUUGGAGCGCAGUCCAUGGCGGAAGAUUUGGAUUCGUUACCAGAGAAGCUGGCAGUCCAUGAGAAAAAUGUCAAAGAGUUUGAUGCCUUUGUAGAAACCUUGCAGUGAAGCUGUUUUCCAGUUUUGCUGCAGCAGUUCUUCCUCCUCAAGGCACCCUGGAGAAUGACGUCAACAAAUACCUGUAUCGCCCCUGCUCUGCCUGUUGUCUCACUUUGACUAGUUCCUUCCAUCAAGUGAGCUUUCUUUGAUUGCUCUCUUCAAUAGCAGAUACAUACAGCUCAUCUGCUGAUUUUCCUCAGCUACACCACCGCAUAGUUCUGGACCGCUUUUCCUGCUCACAGUUGGUUUUGAAUUUAAGACUUCAGUAGGGACACAGGAAGUCAAACUCCAAUGUAUGAAACUUACUUUCUCCUCAGUCUCUGUUCUGUGUGGAGGGGCUUUGUGAAACGUUGCCAUAUGCUUCCUCCAAAGGUCCUGUGGUAUAAGUUCCCUAGGUAUAGCUUCUUGCUAACAGACUUUUUCCUACAGUCUCCAAUCCUGUUAAAGCAUAGAAAGCUUUGGCUCAUUUCCAGGGUCUGUGAGUUCAGCAGAUUCAACAGUUUUAAGUCCAGGACAUCCAUUCCGCAGAACGGGGCAUUUCAUCCUGACUUCAGUGUGAGUGCCUGGAGCCCAGGGAGAGACGUCAGCUUUGGGACCUGUGUAAUACAAAUUACCUUUGUUUUCCUGCUUCUAAGGAACUGGGUCUCUACACAGUCGUUUUGUGUGAGGCCUUCUGUUAUGCUGGCUGAUAAGCAGGAAUGAAACUACAGAAGCGCUUUCCACAUUUCCUUCCUGAGCGUACUGACACUCGGCCAUGCUGAGUUUACCGGUGUUGAGUGUUGGCAAGCCUGCACAUAGCAGCUGUGAUGAUGCUGAAUUCAUAGUCUCUGCUUCUGAAAUGUAACUGUAAAUACUAGGAAUCCUAUUUCUUUAGGGUUAUGUAACUAGGAGUCUUAGUCCAAGAUUCUUUCCUCUAACCCUUGCAAACCUUCCUGCUUUAUGGUUAAUAGAUGAUCUUAAGAAUCAAGAAAUAUUUAUUGCUUUUAAAGAAACCUAUAUUUAAAAGAUGUUCUGUUUUCAUGUAGUCGUGCGGGUCAUUCUGCCCAGGAUCACUGCAGACAGCAAGUGUGCCAUGGAACCCUGGCCAGUGAGACUGGUCUCUCUUUGCAGGAAAAUAUCCAAGAUAUUUAUUUUCUAAGACAGACUUGAUUAUUCUAAUAUAAUACUCUGUUUUGGGGACUAUGUGUCCAUUACAUCCAGUCAGGGCCCAUUGAUGGAAUGAAAUGCACACAUCAGUGUAGUGGAGUGGCAGAGACUUGGUAAAAAGCUGUAUUCUGAUAGGCAUGGAUGAAUUUGCAGUGUUCUUCAGCCAUUCAGAAGGCAGCUUCUUUAAAGAAGCACAUUUUUGGGGAGCUUAUGGUACUUUUUAAUCAGCUGGCUUUUGAUUAGCUGAAAUUUUAUUUUUGUAAUGAUCUGGCUAUCAACAGCGUGACUGGCUGGCAGUGCUCUAUGGUUGAUUUGGCUGUUGUGUGUCUUUUGCCUGAUGUAAGGAUGGGAGGAGAAACAGUGACACUAAACAGAAACUUAGAUAAGGUAGGUCUUCUUGUGGUUCUCUCUCCCCCUCCCAUGUGUAACUAGAGUGAGCAACUGCAAGACCCCUUACUGUCCUAAACCACUUCUUUUUUUCUUUCUUUCUCCAGAAGCGGGGUUGUGUUGCCUCAGUACUGAGGAACCAUCUUAAUUUCCUUAGAGUGGCUGAGUAACCAGCCUUCCAAUUAGUGCAAUGUGGCAGUUUCUUCAACUUAGCUGCAUUCUUAAUUGAAAGAGAUUGCUAGCAGCUGAUGGGGGAACCCCACCUCCUCUCUAGAACACUAUUUCUGUGCCACUGCUAGAGCAAGGAACUAAGUUCAGAAUGGAGCUUAUUGUAAGGUCAGAGCAACACAAUGCUUUGUACUUUACCAGCUUUUUUGUUGAGGGAUGUGUUCGGUGGGAGGCCAUGUGAGCUCUAAAACUCUAGGUAAGAGCUUUAUUGAAGGAAGGCUACCCACCAGAACCUUUUUAGCUUACUCAACCAUUUCAACUUUUCAGUAACCUCACAGAGAAAUUGUUUAGUCCUUGCAAAAUAAGAUGCACAAACAUUUAAGAAAGCUUCCAAGAUAAACAGCUCACAUGAGUGCUUAAGUUACAUGGGCUUUAACAAAUACUUGAUCCCCGCAGCCAGAGCCCCCUUCUUUUACAGGUGGAAAGGGUUGCGGAAGGGUGCAGAAACACAAGGAAUUAAUGGAUCAGUUGGCUCUCGCCUCUGCUCAGGAGGUUGGUCUCUGCCACCUUGUAGGAAGUAGCUCACAGGCAGGUGGUCACCCUUCUCUUAACGUUACAGGCUGUGCUUGGGAAAGUGAUACCAUCUGGGCUGCAAAGCAGCAGGGGUGGGGUAAAGUGCUGGUUCACACUGGAUUCAUGGAGAAAAAUAGACUAGGUUGAACUUCAUCUAGCCAGUGCUACUGCUGUCCUCUUCUCACACUGACAAGCUGCAGAGUUGGCAGAAAGCAUGCCAUUCUUGCUAAUCCUGUCCAGGAGGUCUCCUGAGCCAAAUACUUGUGCUCAUUUGUUGAUGCAGUUCCUAACAUAGCUACCGUUCCCACAUCUCGUAAGGCAGAACGUCAGUGUGGCACGUUUUUUCUACUUCAAAAGACUGGCAAUUUGCCUAUAUAAGCUGCUAGUGUUGAGCUGGAUGGCCAUAGCAAUAAAGAGAUUCUCUAGGGCUGAGUUAUGUGCCUCUUUUCUGGACAUUCCUCAGUUUCAACACGUAGUUGCUACAUCUAGGCUCUGAGUUCCCUGACCACUGCACAAAUGCUCUGCUUCAGGAAGGAUCUAGCUGCUGCUGUGGCCUGCCACAGAUUGUGUUAUGAAGGCUGUUUAUUUUAGCAGCUGUCUGCUCGAUUCUAUAUUAAGGACAGUAUGUAUGUAGCUGCUGAUUCACAGAUACUUUGGGUGAAGGGGAAGGCUCCUAAAUUGUAUUGUUUUGGAAACAGUCUCCAAUGUACUUCAAGUAUUCAAAGAAUUUCCAAUAAAACUUUUACUUAAGCAA